GAGAGAGAAGAGUGAGAGGAGAGAAAGAGAGACCCACCCUCUCCCCACCCGUCUCUCUCCGAUCGUAAGAGCCGAGACCGAGACACCAGGUUCUCAAGACGAGACGGUGAUCAGGAGAAAAUAGCGUAAGCUGUUAUUACGCAGGGACCACGGAAUUAGACCCGUAAGCUCAUUAGCGGCUUUAAAGACAGCCUGACUGACCCAGUCCAGGAGAUUCCAGCAACACCAACCACGAGCUCAACAUCACCGACACGGUCUGGAAACUCGCAGAGUAGGAAGCAGCGAGAAGGAAGGCCGGAAAGAUGCUGGGGACCUUGAUGACGGUUCUCUUCCUUAUUGUCAGGGCGGCUGGACAGAUCGGAGCUGGGAUUCGUCGUGACGAGCCUGUCCACUACCUGGCGUAUCAGCCACUGCCCUGGCAGGUACACUGUGUGAGCCGCAAGUCCAGCCGGGGAGAUGAGAGGGAGGGGAACUCGCGAAGAGGCAGUGUCACCUCCUCAAACACAGGCCACGGAAGAGGUCCCCCGAAUUCCUUAACGAACGAAGAGAACAGUCUGAGUCACUCUGCCUCUGAGAAAGCUGCCGUCACCAUCCAAACACAGUAUCGGAAAUACCAACAACGCAAACACACUGAGUACAAACCUUAAACACCCGUCAAACCUGUUGGGUUUCCAGUGAGGUUCACCGGGAGCUCCACCACAAAGAGAUUAAUGCUGGGGUCCAACUGCCGCGGCUUAGAUAUUUGGGUCUUACGAUAUGUGCUGAUUAAUGUUCAUCCUUUGAAAGCGUAGGAAUGUCUUGUCUGUAACUGAUGAUCUGUGACGGUCCUAAAUGUUUUUAAUAAAGACUGGAAGAGAUUUG
Callorhinchus milii (elephant shark) is the source of this 861-nucleotide messenger RNA. RefSeq lists its product as uncharacterized. The transcript has 4 exons. The record is from RefSeq and is a predicted model, not a curated record. Bases 303 to 647 code for a protein of 114 amino acids. Gene Ontology annotation, molecular function: protein binding. Lineage: Eukaryota; Metazoa; Chordata; Chondrichthyes; Chimaeriformes; Callorhinchidae.